GUAAACCAACCGACUGAUUGAGUAGUGCGGCCAUAUUGUCUUGAAUGAGUGCGUGAAAACAUUGGCGAAAGAGCCAAAACAAAUCUUCCAACAUCUCGUCGUUGUGAAGAUUAAUCGUUGCCACAACUAUAAUGGAGAAUUCUUAUGGAAUUGGCACACGUAAUAGAUAUGCUCUUUUUUUGGAUGAUGAAUCAGAUCCGCUAGAACUUCUUAAAGAGAAAGAACAGGAAAAAGAGCAAAAGAAGAAGAAUAAGGCUUCUGAGAAGGAAAAUAAAAUAAAGACGGAUGCCCCGACUAAAGUGAAAACGGUACAAGGUUCCAAGAAAACGAAUAAAGAGACUCCGGCCCACAAGCCCCAAGAUAGCAAGCGUGAGGAUACUAAGCCUAAUCCACGCUCUAAUAUUGAAAGCAAACCAGAAAGAAACUUUAACAAGUUCAAUAACGAAAAUCGUGAGGAACGAAAUAACCGGCGAAAUCGUGAAGAUAGACAAUUUAAUGGACCUGUAGAUGGAAAUCGUGAUAGAGAUGAUCGACCUCCAAGGAAAGAUUUAUCUGAUAACUUUGAGGGACGUCCAAGGAACAGGAAUGUUGGAAAUAAAGAUGGACCUCGCGGACCUAGGAAUAAUCGCAAUUUUGAGCGACGAGGAAAGCGGGAAUUUGAUAGACAAAGUGGAUCAGAUAAAACUGGCGUAAAACCGAUUGAAAAACGAGACGGAGCUGGUGCACAUAAUUGGGGAUCUCACAAGGAUAUUAUAGAAGAAGUUAACAAGGCUGAAGAAAUUGAUGCUUCCUGGGGCGAUGUCGAUAAAAACGAUUCUGGAUUAUCAGCUGGAGAAAAUAAGGAUAGUGGAGAACCUGAACCAGAAGCUGCUCCAGAAGUGGAAGAGCCAAAGGAACUCACUCUGGAUGAAUGGAAGGCUCAACGUGAGGCUCAACGCGCUGGUCGUACAAAACCUCAAUAUAACAUACGUAAAGCCGGAGAAGGUGAAGACCCAACCCAAUGGAAAAAGAUGUAUGAAUUGAAGAAAAAGGAAGAAGAGACUGAGGUAAGAUUAUAUUUACAUUUCUCUCUUUUAUUAUACUACUUGAACAACUUUAAUGAUACCAAUGGACCUCGCGGACCUAGGAAUAAUCGCAAUUUUGAGCGACGAGGAAAGCGGGAAUUUGAUAGACAAAGUGGAUCAGAUAAAACUGGCGUAAAACCGAUUGAAAAACGAGACGGAGCUGGUGCACAUAAUUGGGGAUCUCACAAGGAUAUUAUAGAAGAAGUUAACAAGGCUGAAGAAAUUGAUGCUUCCUGGGGCGAUGUCGAUAAAAACGAUUCUGGAUUAUCAGCUGGAGAAAAUAAGGAUAGUGGAGAACCUGAACCAGAAGCUGCUCCAGAAGUGGAAGAGCCAAAGGAACUCACUCUGGAUGAAUGGAAGGCUCAACGUGAGGCUCAACGCGCUGGUCGUACAAAACCUCAAUAUAACAUACGUAAAGCCGGAGAAGGUGAAGACCCAACCCAAUGGAAAAAGAUGUAUGAAUUGAAGAAAAAGGAAGAAGAGACUGAGGAAUCCGAGGAAGAAGAAUAUGAUCAAAAUGAAUACCCACAACGUGUUGGAAGGCAAAAACAUAUACUGGAUAUUGAUAUUCAUUUCAACGAUAGUAGACGUGGUGGAACUGGUGGACGUGGCAGAGGAGGAAGAGCUGGUCGUGGCGCAAGAUCAAACAGAGACCGACAACAACCACAACAACGUUUCCGUGGAGGCCCAGGGGCUGGAGCUGGUGGUGUGGCUAACGAGGAUCACGAUGACUCUUCACAGCGUGCAGAAAGGGCACCAAAAGUCGAUGAUGAACGCGAUUUUCCCUCUCUCAGCUAAGAAGUCAAAAUUUUUGUUCAUUUUUACCGUUUUGUUAACUCUUAACGUUUGCAAUUGUUAAUUAUUUGGUACAAAUUCCAAUAAUAACUAGCCAAAAACCUGUAGCUAAAUUUCGAACAUUGCAGCAGUUUUUCAAUGACAGACUGCAAACGGUGAUUGUUACUAGUCAGAACUGAGAUUGUUAUUCUUGUGUCAAAAACUUAUGUCCUACUAGUAACACAUUUGCUUUUAUUUUUUAUAGAUUAAUUUUCUACAUCCGUUUGCUGUUAUUGCAGUUCGGUAAAUUUC
Molecule: messenger RNA, 2150 nt
Organism: Agrilus planipennis (emerald ash borer)
Lineage: Eukaryota; Metazoa; Arthropoda; Insecta; Coleoptera; Buprestidae
Product: plasminogen activator inhibitor 1 RNA-binding protein-like
Exons: 11
Coding region: 132-1862 (576 amino acids)
Cellular component (GO): nucleus; cytoplasm
Molecular function (GO): RNA binding
Source: RefSeq, a predicted model, not a curated record